This is a messenger RNA of Thamnophis sirtalis, 3993 nucleotides long. It is a transcript of the gene QTGAL, whose product is annotated as queuosine-tRNA galactosyltransferase. Lineage: Eukaryota; Metazoa; Chordata; Lepidosauria; Squamata; Natricidae. The record is from RefSeq and is a predicted model, not a curated record.
CCCUGUUUCCUGCUGGGUGGCCUCUUCCUCUUUCUGUGCCCCUUUCUUCUAUUACCUUUGUGCAGCAUUGGUGAAACUAUGACUUAAAUUUCUCUGUUGGCAACUGCAUUUCCUUCAUCCUUUCCGAGGGUCACUUGAGUUUUUUAGGAGCUUCUUUUUUUCAUCAUGAUAUUAUCUUGUAGUUAUAUAAUCCGAAAUUAUAGCAGGAGUUGAGAGAGAGGGAGGGGGGAAAUUACCAGUGGAAUGAUAAAUUCUUGCUUGUGAGAGGUCAGGUUCUAUUUGAUUGCAUGUCUUCUUUUAUACCUAUCCUGCCUUGGCUUAUUUUUUUCUGAAUUUAUAAUUGCAAAUGGAUGUCUCUGAAACAGUCUGUCAAGAAGCUGGUAAAUCACCUCCCCUUUUACCAGACGAUGUUUGUGCAAAUGAUCCUGGACUUGUCAAGCACGACCAUUCACACAGUUCAUCAUCUCCUUUCUUUGGCAACACUGAAUUGCAACCUGUUGCUCCUUUCAACAGGAAAGCAGGAGGAGAGUGUAGGAUUCAAGUGUCUGUGAUUAUGCCAGUCUAUAAUGCUGAGUCUUGGCUGGAUGAAUGUCUGAAGUCUGUUCUGGAUCAAGAUUACCAAGGUUCUAUUGAACUGUCUGUUUUUAAUGAUUCCAGCACGGAUAAUUCUAUAAAUAUAAUUAAAAAAUGGCAGAUUUUGUUGGAAGAAGCGGGCAUUCAGGUAAUACUGGGAGAGAACUACUCAACUCAUCCAGGUGGAGUUGGCUUUGCUAAAAAUCAUGCUAUUGAUCAGAGCUCAGGGGAGUAUCUCUGCUUUCUGGACUCGGAUGAUGUGAUGAUGCCACAGAGAAUAAGGCUGCAACGGGAAGCUAAUAUUAAGUAUCCAAGGAGUAUUAUAGGUUGCCAAAUUAAGAGAGAACCAGCAGAAGCUACUGAACGCUAUACUAGGUGGAUCAAUAAUUUAACACAUGAUCAGCUUCUUACUCAGGUUUUCACAUCCCAUGGACCAACAGUAAUUAUGCCAACUUGGUUCUGUUCUCGGGAAUGGUUUUAUCUUGUAGGAAGAUUUAAUGAAGAAGGAAAGGGGACCCCAGAGGAUCUGCUCUUCUUUUAUGAACAUCUUCGAAAAGGUGGAGAGGUGUUUCGAGUUGAUGAGUGCCUCCUCCUGUAUCGUUACCAUGCACAGGCAGCCACUAACACAGUUUUAGAGGAAACUAUCUGGACACACCGAGUUUUGUUUCUAGAGGAGAGAAUUCUUAGUAAUUGGACAUCCUUCACCAUUUGGAAUGCUGGCAAACAGGGCAGAAAACUUUUUAGAAGUUUAUCUCCAGCUAAUCAGAACAAAGUGACUGCAUUUUGUGAUGUGGAUAAAAAUAAAAUCACUAAAGGAUUUUACACAUAUGAAGAAUCUAAGGAAACCUCCAAACCCAGAAUUCCAAUUCUUCAUUUCAAAGAAGCUUCCCCACCUUUAAUUAUUUGUGUGAAAUUGGAUCUCACAGAUGGACAGUUUGAGGAAAAUUUGAGCCUAUUGAAUUUGAAAGAAGGUGUGGAUUACUAUCAUUUUAAUUGAUGAGCGUGGUUUAUUGGCAAGCUUCUCAUCAUGAAACGUACUAGAGGAGAUACAAUAUUAUUUUAGUCAAGAUUCUCUAUAACUCCUCUCAGAAGAAAUAUUAAUCUAUGCAAAUGUUAAAAUAUUAUCUCAAGUCAUAAAAAUCAACUAGAGGUAGUAUAGCAUCAAGCUAAGUGAAUUGAAGUUUAGCUAGUUAAGAGUCAUUCCACAGAUAGGACUCUGCCUGUAUGAAUGUAGCCAAUUCACCUAAGAAAACUCCAGAAUCAAAUUCAGAAGGUGACAAUGGCAAAUCUUUUCAGUAUUAUUCCCAAGAAAUCCAUAUUGAUGUGGCUGUAAUAUUUUGACGUUUCGAUGUCACUUGGGCUGUGGAAGGCAUAUCUUUAGUUACUGGGAAGAACAUAUGGAUUAAGAGGUGAAAAUGGUGGAAGAGCUAUAUGUUUAUAAGAAGCAAAUCAACAUGGAACAAAUCUAACUAAUGUCACCUAUUUGUUUCCCCCCUUAUUGGUGUCUGGAGUAGUCAGUCCAUUUUCUUUUGGCAACCUACCUUCUCAAAAUGCUGCAGAAGAAUUUUAGUUACAAUGUAAACAGUAAUUUUCAAAUUAAACACAAAAACUGUGUGCAUAACUCUUAAUAUACCCUGCAAAAAAUGUUUUUCAAAUAUAUCCAGAAUCUGUCUUGCCACUACUUAACAUCAUGUCUCGACGAUGUCCACCAUACCCCUUGUGUAAUGAAUAUGGUUUAUGAGAUGGCACCAAAGACAGACACAGAAUUCUGUUACGAUCGGGAUUAUUUCUAGAAAGCCUUUACAAAUCAAGCAGUUUCAUCUCUUCUUUUCUAGAAAUUAUAUUACUAUUUUGUUUUCUACUUCAUAUGCAAUUCUCUAUUUGUACUGUACACAUACCUUUUGGAAAUUGUGGCUUUUUGAAAUUCCAGGCUAUACUUAACCGACCUAAUUUCUCUCCCACAGUCACAAAGGCUGAAGUAGCCAUGACUGUCUCUGGAAAGCUGCAGUUUCCUCCCUGUGGCUGCUACUCUUAUCUGCUUUCUAGUUCUAUUUCAUGGUCACAACCUUAAGCUGCCUAAAGGCCCAGGCCUGACCUCAUUGUAUUUGCCAACCCUAAAUUGCUUCAGAGUCCUGCCUCCACCCCAAUCUGCCUUCCCGCCUGGGCUCCACUGAAGUUACCUUGUUGAACUAGUGCCUCUUUGGAAAGGGGACAUCUUAAAGAGAAAUGAGGGGGGAAUAUAGGCCUUCCCAUUACUGCACAGUCUUUCACUGGCCCCACAGCUGCCACUAUUGCUUUUAAAAGAAGCUUCCUCCUCCCUGUUGCUAAAUGGCACAAGCCUGCCUUCAAAAACCAGACCUUUUUAGUGUGCAAUGGAACACUUGACCCAGAACAUUCCUGGCUUUGAUGGGAAAAGGAGACAGCUCCGCUUUUCAUAGCAUCAGAUCCAGCUGCAAUUCCUUCUCCUUGUAACUUGAGGACAAUAUGAAAGAAUGGUUUCAACUUUAGCCGCCGUCAAUGCUUUCUAUGUUGGAAACAUCUAAUUCUCUUCACAACAUUUUUGAGAGCGAAAUGAACCCCUGUACAUUUCAUAUGAUAAUUUAACAAUCUUCACUGCUAGGAAUAAUUGGACUUUUCCUCAUAUAAAGUCUGCAAUGCUUUGUGAUUCAGUGAUUCAUAUGAAGGAAUUAAAACACUACAUGUUAUAAUAUCCUGAGACAGGUCUAAAAGAUCAGCAUGAGAUAAACAAGGUUUACUUUUAGAAUAUAGUUUAUAUCAAGAGGUUUGAAACCAGUCUCCAUGGUCAGGAAAUUAACUAGUCACUAAGAUACUCUUCCAAAGAGCUGAGACCAGCUGUGGUAACAUGACUAACUUAUUUAUGCUUCCUCUCCAUCAGAUGUUUAUUUUUAUGAACAUCUAAAAAACAUUAAACACUUGUUUUAACUAAAAUUAAAUUCCUACAGAAGAAAGAAAAUCUUGAUUUUUACACAAAUUUAUUUUGUGUCUUUACAAUAUUUCUUCAUUUGUACAGAGACAUAUGAAAAGGGAAAACUAUGUCAACAACUUUAACAGAAUACUCUUUUUACUAGGGCUAUGCACUAUUUGGAAAAUAAUUUUAAAAAGAUGGUGUGUAAAUAUGUGAAAGCAUAAAUAUUUUAUCAUUAACCUUUAAAGUAGCCAACUCUUUCCUGGGAUUGCUGUCCUAUUCAAUUGCAAAGUGAUUCUAAGGACAGAAUUGCUUAAAACGUUAUGCAGAGUUUUUACAAUUCAUUGUGUAAAGUACAUUUUGAGAAUCAAAUCCAACAAGCUGUAUGUUCCUACUAUUUGUAUCUGAUUUUCCACUCAUUAUAAGACAAAACAAAAUGACCGUUGGCUUACCUGAACGGUCGUUCUCUAGGCGCUGCAGGAGAGUCCAAGCAA